Ananas comosus (pineapple) is the source of this 2392-nucleotide messenger RNA. Its product is annotated as calcium-dependent protein kinase 26. Gene Ontology annotation, molecular function: calcium-dependent protein serine/threonine kinase activity; calmodulin binding; ATP binding. The coding region runs from base 386 to 1918 and encodes 510 amino acids. The record is from RefSeq and is a predicted model, not a curated record. Lineage: Eukaryota; Viridiplantae; Streptophyta; Magnoliopsida; Poales; Bromeliaceae. Gene Ontology annotation, biological process: protein autophosphorylation; peptidyl-serine phosphorylation; intracellular signal transduction. The transcript is spliced from 5 exons. Gene Ontology annotation, cellular component: nucleus; cytoplasm.
UUAUUAUUAUUAUUAUUUAUGUUAAUGCUCAAAAACAAAAAGGUGGGACCUUUUCAUCACCGGAGCUCCGUGAGGGCGCCGACCAUUAAUUCUCCUCCCCACCUCUCUCUCUCUUUAUCUCUCUGUCUCUCUCUCUUGUUGGAGCCAUCGAUGUGGCGAAGCUGAGCUCCACCUGCUCGAUCCCUUCUUUCUAGGCUUGUGCAAAAAUGGGGUUUUGAAUUUUGAUCCCACUCCCUAAAUUCUACAUUGAAAAGCAUGGAUACUUCUUGAGAAGAAGAAGAAGAAGAAGAAGAAGAAGAAGAGGAGGAAAAAGAAGUUGGUCAAAAAGAGUUUUAAGGUGAGGGAACUUUACCGGAUCGGCGAGGAGCUCGAAAGCUCCCUUCUGAUGGCUGCUGUUGCCCUAGGCAACAAUAAUAGUGAGGAACAUCCACUCUACAUCUCUUACAAAGUCCCCAGCCUCGCCAACCCAAUCCUCGAAACCCCGCACAUCUCCUUCCUCGGAGACCGAUACAACCUCGGCGAACAAUUGGGCUGGGGACAGUUUGGGGUGAUCAGAUCAUGCUCCGACAUGCUCACUGGCGAGACGUUGGCGUGCAAGUCGAUCGCUAAGGACCGCCUUGUCUCUGCUGACGACAUCCGCGGUGUGAAGCUUGAGAUCGAGAUCAUGGCACAGCUCUCCGGCCACCCCAAUGUGGUCGGUCUCAAGGCUGUGUAUGAAGAAGAUGACUUCGUUCAUCUUGUGAUGGAGCUUUGUGCGGGAGGGGAGCUCUUCCACCGGCUCGAGAAGCACGGCUGCUUCUCCGAGCACGAGGCGGCUGUUCUAUUUCAGCAUCUCAUCGAGGUGGUGAUGUACUGCCACGAUAAAGGGAUCAUGCACAGGGAUCUCAAGCCGGAGAACAUUCUACUUGCGACCAAGUCCUCGUCCUCGCCGAUCAAGUUGGCAGAUUUCGGCCUUGCCACCUACAUCAAAUCUGGGCAAAGCUUGCAUGGGACAGUGGGGAGCCCUUUCUAUAUAGCUCCUGAGGUACUUGCGGGGGGAUACAAUGAAGCUGCCGAUGUGUGGAGUGCGGGGGUUAUUCUUUAUAUUCUUCUCAGUGGAAUGCCGCCCUUUUGGGGAAAGACAAAGUCGGCGAUCUUUGAGUCCAUCCGGUCCGCGGAGUUACGAUUUCCAUCUGAUCCUUGGGACAGGGUGUCAGAUUCCGCAAAGGAAUUGAUAGCCGGAAUGCUGCGUAGAGAUCCUGCCCAGAGGUUUACAGCCAAGCAGGUUCUUGAUCACUCAUGGAUAAAGGAACAUGCAGACCAAUCACAAGUUUCAUGUGGGCAGUGCAAUGGCAGUAUCAGUUUGAGACAAGGAGAUUUGGGUUCUUGCUCCUUUUCUACCCCUCUGAUGUCUCAUAGUCGUGAUGUGAGCUUCAGUACUGGCUUUCCCAUUCCCUGCCAAAGCCAGGAAGAUCAUUCUUCCCCGACAUUUACGUGCAGAUCGUCGUUCUCUGCUUUUGUCGUUGACUCCACACCUUCUUGCCCCACUAUUGGCUUCUCAUUUGGCAACAUUUGUGAGCAUGAUGGUGUCUUAUUGUCAUCGCAAAUUCCUUCAAUGUCAAACUUUUCAUUCCUUAGCCCACAAUCUAGCGAGCAAGAAAACCUAUUGACUUUUGCUACUGAGGCAUUCAAUACUGGUGACAGAGAUGCCUGCUUUGCCAAGCUCUUUACGAGAGCUUCAGAGAACAGGGGGGCUGAGAUGAAAAGGUUAACAACCAACACCUCAAGAGCCAUCUGUAUCCACAGCAGAAGGAACCACACGAUCGGUCUCGGGGAGCUUGAGCAGCUCAAUCUAAUGGUCUCGGAAUCGGUCAUACGUUGGGCCUCAUGCACGCAUCUGUCGAGUGCACCGUCCCUUAGGUCCUCGCUUGUUUGCUGAUUAGAAGUUUUCCUCGAUCUUGAUGUUGUUAGCGAAAUGAUGAGAAAGGAUACUGCUGUGAUGGCUAUAUUCGCAGAAAUUUGUUGGAGUGAAGCUGCGAACCUCGGUAUAAUAUAUGAGAGAUCAGUGGGCAUUAUCUAUGCUAGCUAGUUGUUGCAUUACCAUUUGGGCUGUGGUUGAAUGUUGCAUUCAAGUUGUGCUAUUUUAGUCAUCCCGGAUUUUAAAUAGCUUAUCACUUCCAUGGGGUGCUCUGUUGCUAUUUUGGCGUCUAAUUGCAACAGAUGAAAUGGUGUCCAAAUCGCUCAAUUGCAGCAAAUGAAGCUGUACACAAAUUGGGCGCCAUUUCAACUGUAGUAGUUGGAUGCUAAUGUAGUAAUUCAAACAAUAAAAUUAAUUCCACAUGUAGUUAGAUUUGCAAUACAAUAGUAAAUGUAUGCAAUCAAAUAGAACAGUAAAUUGCACUUGGAGUAGGAA